AUGAUUGAUCGAUUUGUGGUGGUCUACCUGGAUGACAUACACAUUUUUUCCAAGAACCCUCAGGAGCACCAGCACCACGUCCAUCUCGUCCUUCAACAAUUACUGGAGAACCGCCUAUUUGUCAAAGCUGAAAAAUGUGAGUUUCAUUCCUCUUCAGUUGAGUUUCUCGGUUUUGUCAUUGAAAAGGGACAUAUCAAGGCUGACCCCAAGAAGGUGAAGGCGGUGGUGGAAUGGCCUCAACCCUCUACCCGUACCGAAUUAUGUCGUUUUCUGGGAUUCACUGGAUUCUACAGACGAUUUAUCAAAGAUAUCAGUAAAUUGGCCGCACCCCUUCAUGCACUUACAUCAACCAGCAUACCUUUUCAGUGGAACCGGGAAGCAGGUAUGGCAUUUUGGUGCCUGAAGAGGAGCUUCGUCUCAGCACCCAUCCUGGUGUACCCGGAUCAAGACUGA
Nerophis lumbriciformis (worm pipefish) is the source of this 453-nucleotide messenger RNA. The record is from RefSeq and is a predicted model, not a curated record. Lineage: Eukaryota; Metazoa; Chordata; Actinopteri; Syngnathiformes; Syngnathidae.